AUUAACAACGCCGACUGAGCUAGCCACUUCCAAUACGAAGGCCGAACAGAGUUUCCCUCUUUUCAAUUUUUCUCUGCAGAGAAUGGGAAGAGACCGAAGACGAAGAAAAUCACAUGACUCCGACUCCGAUUCCGAUUCCGAUUCCGACAGGCGCCACGGAAGCAGUCCCCGCCGCUCUCGGCGGGACUCCGACGGCGAUAAAAAGAAGAAGUCCUCGAGGACUAUCACAGAUGAGGAAAUUACGCAGUACAUGGCCAAAAAGGCCCAAUCGAAGGCAAUGAAAGUCGCUAAAAAGUUGAAAACUAGUACGGUAUCUGGUUAUUCAAACGAUUCCAAUCCCUUUGGUGACUCUAAUCUCAACGAGAAGUUUGUUUGGCGCAAGAAGAUUGAGCGUGAUGUUUCUCAAGGCGUGUCUAUUGAUACGUUUUCAGUUAAAGCAGAGAAGAAUAGACAGAGGGAGAGGAUGGCAGAAAUAGAAAAAGUGAAGAAACGAAGAGAGGAAAGGGCACUUGAGAAAGCACGACAUGAGGAAGAAAUGGCAUUGCUUGCCAGAGAACGUGCUCGAGCUGAGUUUCAGGACUGGGAAAAAAAAGAAGAGGAGUUUCAUUUUGAUCAAAGCAAAGUUAGGUCAGAAAUCAGAUUGCGUGAAGGGCGUGCCAGACCAAUUGAUGUCUUAACCAAGCAUCUCAAUGGUUCUGAUGAUUUGGAUAUAGAAAUAAAUGAACCAUACAUGGUCUUCAAGGGUUUGACUGUUAAUGAAAUGAAUGAGCUACGUGAUGACAUCAAAAUGCAUCUGGACCUUGACAGGGCAACGCCAACACAUGUAGUAUAUUGGGAGGCACUCCUUCUGGUGUGUGACUGGGAGCUAGCUGAAGCCCGAAAAAAGGAUGCACUUGAUCGAGCUAGGGUGCGUGGAGAAGAACCUCCUGCUGAGCUGCUUGCAGAAGAAAGGGGUCUGCAUUCCAGUGUUGAACCAGAUGUGAAGAAGCUUCUGCUGGGGAAGACACAUGCAGAGUUGGAGGCUUUACAGGUUCACAUUGAAUCAGAAAUGCGUACUGGUACAGCAAAGGUGGUUGAAUACUGGGAGGCCAUUUUAAAACAUCUCCACAUUUAUAAGGCCAAGGCUUGUUUAAAGGAAAUUCAUGCUAAAUUGCUACGUAAGCAUUUGCAAUGUCUUGAGCAACCAUUGGAGGAUGAAGAUAAAUUAGAGAAUGCUCAUGAUAUGAUACCUGAGGAGGAGGAAGGUACUGAAGAUGAUAUUAAAGUCCGAUCUGCCGAUGAAUCAUUCUCACCAGACCCUGUUAGAGAGGAUCAAGAAGCUGAAGAUGAGGCUGGAUCAUUUUCACCCCAACUGUUGCAUGGUGAUGAAAAUGAGGAAGCUGUUGACCCUGAAGAGGACAAAGCUAUGCUGGAGCGGAAUCGCAAGGCUGUAUUAGAAGAGCAGCAAAGACGAGUUCAGGAAGCAAUGGCAUCAAAGCCAGCUCCUUCUGAAGAUAAUUUUGAGAUGAAAGCCUUAAAAGCUAUGGGGGAUAUGGAAGAUGGAGAUGCUGUGUUUGGAUCUGGUGCUGAAGUGAAUUUGGAUUCUCAGGUUUAUUGGUGGCAUGACAAAUACAGGCCUAGGAAGCCAAAGUAUUUCAACCGGGUUCAUACUGGAUAUGAGUGGAACAAAUAUAAUCAGACUCACUAUGAUCAUGACAACCCACCUCCAAAGAUUGUGCAAGGGUACAAAUUUAAUAUUUUCUAUCCUGAUCUUGUAGACAAAACAAAAGCCCCAAGUUACACCAUUGAGAAGGAUGGCAGCAACGGGGAGACUUGCAUUAUAAGAUUCCAUGCAGGGCCACCAUACGAAGACAUAGCUUUCCGCAUUGUAAACAAAGAAUGGGAAUAUUCUCAUAAAAAAGGCUUUAAGUGCACAUUUGAACGUGGAAUUCUGCAUGUGUACUUCAAUUUCAAACGCCAUCGCUACCGCAGAUAAUUUCACAAGAGGCAAUGGUUCGCUUUCUAUGAACUUCCCCCUACUUGGAAGGCUGUGGCUGCCAUUUUUAAGCAUACAUUUUAUGCCAUGGUUCACCAGAGAUAGAUGGCCAGGAAUUUUACAAAAGAUAGAUUGAGACUAAGAAGUUCUAAGGUACUAUUAGAUUGAUACUCCUACCGUUUAAAGUUUGAUCUAAAUCUUUUGUGCUAUUUAUGGAGAUAGUGUAGUUAUGUUGUUCUGAUCUAGUAAUUAUGUUUAAAUGGAUUCAGUGCAGUACUCCUGUGCAUAAGAAUAUCGAGAUUAAAGGGUCUUUCCAGAUGGUGAGAGACUAAUUACAUGUCUUUUCUUGUGUAGUUCACCCAACUCUCAACUCUGAAUCCUGUCCAGAUUAUCUAGGCUUUCUUGAGAGACUAAUUACAUGUCUUUUCUUGUCGUUCCUGAGCGAAUAGAAAUUCGAACAGUUGAUUUUUUCAAGAUCCAUCA
Messenger RNA from Cajanus cajan (pigeon pea), 2458 nucleotides. RefSeq names its product splicing factor Cactin. Gene Ontology annotation, biological process: mRNA cis splicing, via spliceosome. Gene Ontology annotation, cellular component: cytoplasm; spliceosomal complex. Lineage: Eukaryota; Viridiplantae; Streptophyta; Magnoliopsida; Fabales; Fabaceae. Gene Ontology annotation, molecular function: protein binding. The record is from RefSeq and is a predicted model, not a curated record.